This is a messenger RNA of Cladophialophora bantiana CBS 173.52, 375 nucleotides long. RefSeq lists its product as uncharacterized. Gene Ontology annotation, biological process: mycotoxin biosynthetic process. NCBI's taxonomy places the organism in Eukaryota, Fungi, Ascomycota, Eurotiomycetes, Chaetothyriales, Herpotrichiellaceae. The coding region runs from base 1 to 375 and encodes 124 amino acids. The transcript has 2 exons. The record is from RefSeq and is a predicted model, not a curated record.
AUGGCUACGCAUUGGACUGGACUGGAUUAUGUUAAAUUCGGUUGGAUUUGGCUGACCACAAGCACUAUGUGUGCCCAGGCAUUCAUCCGCCAGAUUCUAAUCGAUUAUGAUCACGAACAUCAUCCUCAUGUCCACGAGAGAGCCCACGUCUUCCACUGUCUAGAUCACGUCCGACAAGCACUCCUUUGUGCCGCGGACACGACGCUGGAGCCUACGCGCGACGGCGGCGUGGUUUCGGUCCCGGACAGCCCGCAUCGCUACGUGGGACACCAGAAGAUGGUGGACGAUCGCAGCAGCGGGUUGCCGGCUGCGUUGCAUACAUGCAAGAAUUGGACGGCGGUCAAGGUCUGGAUUGAAGAGAAUAGGGUACCAUGA